Messenger RNA from Dinoponera quadriceps, 1678 nucleotides. It is a transcript of the gene Mcad, whose product is annotated as probable medium-chain specific acyl-CoA dehydrogenase, mitochondrial. The transcript has 10 exons. The record is from RefSeq and is a predicted model, not a curated record. NCBI's taxonomy places the organism in Eukaryota, Metazoa, Arthropoda, Insecta, Hymenoptera, Formicidae. The coding region runs from base 262 to 1515 and encodes 417 amino acids. Gene Ontology annotation, biological process: fatty acid beta-oxidation; medium-chain fatty acid catabolic process. Gene Ontology annotation, molecular function: medium-chain fatty acyl-CoA dehydrogenase activity; flavin adenine dinucleotide binding. Gene Ontology annotation, cellular component: mitochondrion.
CCUUGGUUUUUCAUUAGAGGUCUCACAAGUCUGUCCUCUGUAUCUGUAGUUAAACAUUUCGUCUUGCGUAUAUUUUUGAGUUUUGAUGUUCACUUAUAUCUCCGUUUUGUACUUUGAACCCUGUUUAUAUGUUAGGAUAUAAGUGACACGUUUUCCUGCAUCGUCAUUCAGUUUGUCAUUCGUACUUCUUACGGCAUACAUUAACGAUUACUUCAAGUUCGAGAUAGUGUUAUCGUUGCUAUUAUUAAUAAAACAUUCAAUAUGAUGCUUAACAAGGUGUUCAAUCCCAGAAUAUACCUAAAUAUGGUACGGCCGUUCUCAGCAGCUGCUGAAUCAAUUAAAGGGUUCAGCUUAGAAUUAUCUGAUACUCAGAAAGAAAUUCAAGAACUAGGACGGAAGUUCACCAGAGAAGAAAUCAUACCAAUAGCUGCGGAAUUUGAUAAAAGUGGACAAUAUCCGUGGGACAUUGUCAAAAAGGCAUGGAGUAUUGGUAUUCUAAAUCCACAUAUUCCACAACAUUGCGGUGGUCUAGAAAGUGGUGUUUUUGACGGCUGCUUGUUGGCAGAAGAAUUUGCUUAUGGCUGUUCAGGAAUAGCAACUGCAUUAGGAACAACAAAUCUUGGACAAACUCCCGUUCUCAUAGCUGGAAACAAGGAACAGCAAAAGAAAUAUCUUGGAAGAUUAGUAGAAGAGCCACAUGUUGUAGCCUAUUGUGUUACUGAACCUGGUGCAGGAUCUGAUGUAGCAGGUAUUAAAACUAAAGCUGAAAAGAAAGGAAAGGAGUGGAUACUUAAUGGGACCAAAAUGUGGAUCACAAAUGGUGGUGUUGCCAACUGGUAUUUUGUUCUGGCGAGAACAAAUCCUGAUCCGAAAACACCAGCAAGUAAGGCUUUCACGGGUUUCAUCGUGGAUCGUGAUAGCCCUGGCAUAACUAUUGGUCGUAAGGAAAUAAAUAUGGGACAACGAGCAUCCGAUACACGAAUGAUAACGUUCGAAGACGUUCGCGUUCCUGAAGAGAAUGUGUUGAUUGGAGAAGGACAAGGUUUUACUGUAGCUAUGAAAACAUUCGACAGGACACGACCAAGUGUUGCUGCAAUGGCAGUUGGCGUAGCUCAGAGAGCUCUGGAUGAAGCAACGAAAUAUGCGAUGGAACGCAAAACUUUCGGUAGACUGAUCGCGGAUUAUCAAGCUGUGGCAUUUAUGCUAUCUGAUAUGGUUAUUGGCGUUGAAACUUCCAGAAUAGCAAUGCUGAGAGCCGCAUGGGCCACUGACAAAAAACUGCCGAAUGCCACUCCUCUUGCUAGUGUUGCAAAAUGUUAUGCUGCUGAUGUAGCUAAUAAAUGUGCUACUGACGCUGUACAGGUUUACGGCGGUGCUGGUUUUAAUACUGAAUAUCCAGUGGAAAAACUUAUGCGUGAUGCUAAAAUUUUCCAAAUAUACGAAGGCACUGCACAAAUUCAAAGAUUGAUCAUAUCACGCCAUCUCUUAAAUCAAGCCAAGCAAACAAGUAAUUAAAGAGAGAAACAUAUGUCGGACUGAUUUAUGAUCUAUACAGUUACGAUCGAUGCAAAAACAAAAAUUGUUACAAAUAUAUUAGUAUUUAAUACGCAAGAUGUUUCCUAAUAAUCAUCUAAAGAGUACGGCAUAUCAUUUAUGGGUCAUAAAAUUAUUUUCUUUC